AUGGUUGUCAAGGAGGGACUCAGGGCCUGGAAGAGAACCUUCUGGCAGCUGAUCCUUCUUGCACUUGGCCUCUUGUACCUGCUCCUGUAUGGGAUCCCUAUAGUCAGGCACCUGGAAGUCCUCAUCCCUAUGGGCGUCUGCUCUUCGGCCACAAUGCCCCUGAGAGACAACUUCACGGGUGUCCUGCUUCCCUGGGCCCGGCCUGAAGUCCUGACCUGUACCUCCUGGGGGGCCCCCAUUAUUUGGGAUGGCACCUUCAACCCAGAUAUGGCCCAGCAAGAAGCUGGAAAGCAGAACCUCACCAUUGGACUGACUGUCUUUGCUGUAGGCAGGUACCUGGAGAAGUACCUGGCGCGUUUCCUGGAGACGGCCGAGCAGCACUUCAUGGUGGGCCAGCGCGUGGUGUACUACGUGUUCACCGAGCGGCCGGCCUCCGUGCCGCGCGUGUUGCUGGGCGCGGGCCGCCGGCGGCGGCUGCUGCCCUUCGAGCGCAACGCGCGCUCAGCCGCCGCGCUGGCGCCGGGCGAGGGCGACUUCUACUACCACGCGGCCGUGUUCGGGGGCAGCGUGGCGGCGCUGCGCGAACUCACGGCGCACUGCGCGCGGGGCAUGCAGCGGGACCGCGCGAGCGGCCUCGAGGCGCGCUGGCACGACGAGAGCCACCUCAACAAGUUCUUCUGGCUGCACAAGCCCGCCAAGGUGCUGUCGCCCGAGUACUGCUGGAGCCCGGACAUCGGUCCGCGGACCGAGAUCCACCGCCCGCGCCUGCUCUGGGCGCCCAAGGAGUACACGCUGCUGCGCGACUAG
Galeopterus variegatus (Sunda flying lemur) is the source of this 807-nucleotide messenger RNA. It is a transcript of the gene A3GALT2, whose product is annotated as alpha 1,3-galactosyltransferase 2. The coding region runs from base 1 to 807 and encodes 268 amino acids. The record is from RefSeq and is a predicted model, not a curated record. Lineage: Eukaryota; Metazoa; Chordata; Mammalia; Dermoptera; Cynocephalidae. The transcript is spliced from 5 exons. Gene Ontology annotation, biological process: carbohydrate metabolic process. Gene Ontology annotation, cellular component: membrane; vesicle; Golgi apparatus. Gene Ontology annotation, molecular function: hexosyltransferase activity.